Molecule: messenger RNA, 717 nt
Organism: Theobroma umbraticum
Lineage: Eukaryota; Viridiplantae; Streptophyta; Magnoliopsida; Malvales; Malvaceae
Source: RefSeq, a predicted model, not a curated record
AUGAUUUCACUCCUAUAUCUAGUUCGGAUAAGGUUCAGGGGGUACAAGCGUUUUUUCAGACGAGCGUUACUUGAAACAUCAGAUUACAUCAAGGAUGAUUGCUUGAAAAUAAAUUGUACAGUUGGAGUUGUCGUUUCAGCAAUAGAUUGUUCACGAUUACACUCAAUUCAGGUGCCAGAGUCUAAUAUAGGCACACAUUUUGGUAUGCUGCUGGAAAAUAUGCAAGGUUCAGACAUUACAUUUGAUGUGGCUGGGGAAAAAUUUCAUGCUCAUAAAUUGGUAUUAGCUGCUCGAUCCCCUGUUUUUCGAUCUGAAUUUUUUGAUGGGAUGGAUGAAGAAAAGCAAGAGAUAGUCAUCACCAAUCUUGAUCCAAAGGUUUUUAAGGCCUUGUUGCACUUUAUAUACAGAGACACUCUUUCAGAAGAUGUGGAGAGUGUUGGGUCUACCUUCUCUUCUGUGUCAUCAAUAUCUGAAACACUAAUAGCAAAAUUGUUAGCAGCAGCAGAUGGGUAUGGUGUGGAGAGACUGAAAUUAAUGUGUGAAUCCCAUCUCUGCAAGAAUAUAUCUGUAAACUCUGUUGCCAAAAUUCUAUCUUUGGCUGACCAAUAUCAUGCUUCGGAGUUAAAAGCUGUUUGUCUCAGAUUUGCUGCUGAAAACCUUGCAGGUCUUUUACCUUCUUCCACUUUAUAUAUUUUCUUUUGACAUUUACUUCCAUAU